Messenger RNA from Mangifera indica (mango), 3211 nucleotides. Its product is annotated as AMP deaminase-like. Bases 209 to 2749 code for a protein of 846 amino acids. The record is from RefSeq and is a predicted model, not a curated record. Gene Ontology annotation, cellular component: cytosol. Lineage: Eukaryota; Viridiplantae; Streptophyta; Magnoliopsida; Sapindales; Anacardiaceae. The transcript has 19 exons. Gene Ontology annotation, molecular function: AMP deaminase activity. Gene Ontology annotation, biological process: AMP metabolic process; IMP salvage.
GGUAUAUUUAUUAUUAUUUUUAUCAUAAACGGAGAGGGUGAGAGUGGGUGACAGACAAAGAAAUAUCCUCAUAUAAAUUUUGCCUAUAAAUACUCACAAAUCCUUCCCCUAGCUUCACUUCUCCUCAAUAAAUCAUACCUAUUUCUCUCUCUCUCUCUCUACUGUGGUGGUAGGGUUUUUGUACUAUCUAUCCUCCAAUCACACACUUAUGGAUGCCAACGCACUGCAUCUAGCCAUGGCAGCUCUCGUCGGCGCCUCCUUUGUUGCUGUGUCCGCUUAUUAUAUGCACAGGAAAACUCUAACUCAGUUACUUGAGUUUGCAAAAUCAGUCGAGAGAGAGAGAGACGAGAAUAACAUUUCCAACGCUGACUUGCCACAGCGUAUUAAAGGCUUUGCUUCGCGUCCUGCUCAGGCGAAGCGGAAAGGAAACUGGCGCGGCUCGGCUUCGUUGCCAGACGUUACGGCUAUUUCUUGUCCUGCGAUCGACGAUGAUUAUUGGCGUAACGGUACGCUUCCUGUCGACGGGAUCCCGCCCGAGCUUCUUAGGCUGCACACUCUGCUUGAAGGGAAAUCUGCAGGACUUGGAGGUUCAACAAAGAGGAUUGGAAGUUUUAUUAGGCCAACUUCUCCAAAGUCUCCCGUUGCUAGUGCUAGUGCUAGUGCCUUUGAGAGUGUGGAAGGAUCUGAUGAAGAGGAUAAUAUGACUGACAUUUCUAAACUGGACACUACUUACCUGCAUAUGAAUGGAAAAGCGGUUCAGGGCCCGAAUUUAGCAGACCACAAUCCCAAUGGAGAGAAAAAGCCUGCUCCUUCAAGCAUGAUUCGAACCCAUAGUGUAUCAGGUGACCUGCAUGGGAUUCAGCCUGAUCCUAUUGCAGCUGAUAUUCUGAGGAAAGAGCCAGAGCAAGAAACUUUUGCACAACUUGAGAUUGCUCCUACUGAGGUGCCAUCACCGGAUGAAGUAGAGGCCUAUGUGGUACUUCAGGAAUGCCUUGAAAUGCGAAGGAGAUAUUUAUUUAGGGAAGCAGUUGCUCCAUGGGAGAAAGAAGUAAUAUCAGACCCCAGCACGCCAAAGCCUAAUCGGGAACCAUUUUCAUUUACUUCUGAGGGAAAAUCUGAUCAUUACUUUGAGAUGCAAGAUGGAGUUAUCCAUGUUUAUCCCAAUAAAGAUGCAAAAGAAGAGGUUUUCCCUGUCGUGGAUGCAACAACCUUUUUCACUGAUCUGCAUCACAUACUUCGAGUAAUUGCGUUAGGAAAUAUGAGAACUAUAUGUCAUCAUCGGCUGGUUCUUCUGGAACAAAAGUUCAAACUUCAUUUGAUGCUUAAUGCAGAUAAGGAGUUUCUUGCUCAGAAAAGUGCACCGCAUCGUGACUUUUAUAAUGUGAGGAAAGUGGAUACACAUGUCCAUCACUCAGCUUGCAUGAACCAGAAGCAUCUUUUAAGGUUUAUAAAGUCCAAAUUGAGGAAAGAGCCUGAUGAGGUUGUGAUAUUUCGUGAUGGGACAUACUUGACCCUGAAAGAAGUAUUUGAGAGCUUGGAUUUAACUGGGUAUGAUCUGAAUGUUGAUCUUUUGGAUGUUCAUGCAGACAAGAGCACAUUUCAUCGCUUUGAUAAGUUCAAUCUUAAGUACAAUCCCUGCGGUCAAAGUCGGCUUAGGGAAAUCUUCCUUAAGCAGGACAAUCUUAUCCAAGGUCGUUUCCUUGGUGAGCUGACAAAGCACGUGUUUUCUGACCUUCAAGCAAGUAAAUAUCAGAUGGCUGAGUAUCGAAUAUCAAUAUAUGGAAGGAAACAAAGUGAAUGGGACCAAUUGGCUAGUUGGAUUGUGAACAAUGAAUUGUACAGUGAGAAUGUUGUAUGGUUGAUUCAGCUUCCACGGCUGUACAAUGUCUACAAGGAAAUGGGGAUUGUGACAUCCUUCCAGAACAUUCUUGACAAUAUCUUUAUUCCAUUGUUUGAGGUUACUGUAGACCCAGACUCUCAUCCUCAGUUGCACGUUUUCUUGAAACAGGUUGUUGGGUUGGAUUUAGUUGAUGACGAGAGCAAGCCUGAAAGACGCCCCACAAAACAUAUGCCCACACCGGCUCAGUGGACCAAUGUAUUCAAUCCGGCAUAUUCAUACUAUGUGUAUUACUGCUAUGCUAACCUCUACACACUAAACAAGCUUCGGGAGUCCAAGGGCAUGACAACUAUCAAAUUCCGGCCACAUUCAGGAGAGGCUGGUGACAUUGACCACCUUGCUGCUACGUUUCUUACUGCUCAUAAUAUUGCACAUGGAAUAAAUUUAAGAAAAUCUCCUGUACUUCAGUAUCUCUAUUAUUUGGCACAGAUCGGUCUCGCUAUGUCUCCUUUGAGCAACAACUCCUUGUUUUUGGACUAUCAUCGGAAUCCUUUACCUAUGUUUUUCCUACGGGGUCUCAAUGUGUCACUAUCAACUGAUGAUCCACUCCAAAUUCACCUAACUAAAGAACCUUUGGUGGAAGAAUAUAGCAUAGCUGCUUCUGUGUGGAAAUUGAGUUCAUGUGACUUGUGUGAGAUUGCCCGUAAUUCAGUCAUCCAAUCAGGUUUCUCACAUGCUUUGAAGUCACAUUGGAUUGGAUUGAAGUACUACAAAAGAGGACCAGAUGGAAAUGAUAUUCGUAAAACAAAUGUGCCCCAUAUCCGGGUGAAGUUUCGUGACAUGAUCUGGAGAGAGGAGAUGCAACAAGUUUAUUUGGGCAAGGCAGUAAUCCCUGAAGAAGUGGACAGAUAGAUGACAGACACUGGAUUUCAUUAUAUGUUGCAAAUGGAGGUUAAGUACGUGCAGUUGAAACAAUUGAUUCUUUGUGGAGAAGGUAUAGAUAAUGAAAGCCGGAGGAGGGGAGGGGAAACAGGACGGGAGGAGUGAGGAAGCAUGUACAUUGAAUGAUGAUGGAGAAUAUAUCAGAAACAGCUCUAAUCUAUACAAAGACAGAGCACCAAGAAGUAGUGGGAUACUCUAUACUAGCAAAUUAGUAGCUCAGGAUGUGUGUAUUAACUUUAGAGGAAGCAAUAGUUAAUUAGAGGCUGAAAUUUUAUAUUACCAUGUAAUAAUGCUUUUAUAUAUAUUAGUUAGUGGCAAGGGGGGAAGAAGCUCUCUUGUUUAAUCAAUUUUGCCCUGUAAUAGAAAAUAUGAUUGUGGCACCAAUUAUAUAUUCUGUGGAAUACCACCAAAUGAUGCUCUUGUUUUGCGUAA